AUGAUAACUGGCGCUGAAGGCAGACAAACACAUACACUAUUGGAUUUAAAGAAACAGCAAUGGGCUAAGGAGCGGGAGGAAAUCGCCCGCAUGGACGAGCUCAUCUCCUCCUCUCAGCACCAUCAGCACUCUACCAUGGCAUCCUCACAUCAUUCGCACAAAAUCGAGCGCACCUCUAUACGCACCUACUACUCGAAUAUGGACGUUAGCCAGACACAAAUGCAAAAUCAGCAGCGCAACUCAAGACAGCAAUUAUUUCAACAACAACAACAACAACAAUUUCAGCAGCCGCUGCAACCCUAUGCCCCAGACUUGCUGCCCCGUUACCCACAACACAAUGCUAACCCAUAUGCUGUGCCGCUAACACAAAAUACUAUGCAACCAAAACAUGUUGCCCGCCAACAACAACAGCUGCAGCGUGGCGUGAAUGGUUACGAUUAUGAGCUUGAACGAUAUAUAGAUGUGGUUGAUGAUGAGUUGGGUGUGGACGCAGAUUAUGAAGAUGAUGAAAUGACUCUUGGCGGCGGGUAUCAACGCUUACAACCGCCAGCACGACGAGCAACAUUUAUGCCACGUGGCCCUGGACGACGUAAUCAUACCACAAGCAUGAUGUCACAGAUACCUGGACAACGUAAAUAUGUAUACGAUGAGCUGACUCUGCCUGGUGAAGGUCUACAAACGGCCAAAGCGCGUAUGCAACAUGCCAUGCCAACUGUACCGCAACAGCAGCAGCCAAAUGGGCCACAAAUGCGCAUACGUAGCCCUAGCUUGCCCAUCAUAAGACACCAGGACUACGCAAAACGACAGUCACGGGAGCAACAUAAGACAGUGGUGGCAAGUGUACCGAACCAGAAAAUGCCACCACAUAACACACAAUUGGCGCCAGCAGCGGUAUGUGGCAAUAGCAUACCGUUGGGUGCGCCUAACAACGCGCCGCAUCGAUCUAAUAAUCAAAACAAUCCGGGCAAUCCUGGUUGCCAGGAAGAAGACACGUCGGGUUAUCGCAGCGAUUCGCCAAAGAACCCGCACACGCCGGAGAUCUGGUAUAAUGACGCGGCUAGUCUGCAGCGCAGUAGCAGCGGUACGUCCAAUAGUGGUGGUAAUGGCGGGGAGGGCGUAGCUGUGGGUGUGGGUGCGAUGCCCGUUGUGGUUGCCGCUGGCGUGGGUGUUGUCGCCGCGCCUGUGGAGGGUAUUGGUAGGCACACUAACGGAUCGAUAACAGGUCAACAACUCGGCAAAUGCCAAAAGCGGCAACAACAAAUGCAACAAUAUGCAAGCGAUGAGCUGCAGCAGCAACAACAAGUAAUGAAUUCCACCUACGUUGUAGCACGCUCAUACAACAGCGGAAUGGAGGACAGUUGCCAGGGCAGCUACUACAUGACUCCACUUAGUCCCUCGAACCUCAGCACGCGCGACAUAUCCACAUCCAAUACAUACCCCAUACAUCCCGGCGACCAGCACGAGUACUUCGCCAGUUCAAUGACGGCACAGCAGACGCAUGACGAACGCGAACGCGCCAAGUGGUCAAAUUACAACAACAGCAACACAAAUAGUGUACAAAACGAGUACUCGUUGAAACAGAACAUCGGUCCGAAUUGGUUAAAUCGUGGUCUUCACGAACUGAAAGAUAGCGAAGACGAUACGCAAUCCAUGCACUCCUCCUAUCUGCGCGGUCAGAACGCACCCGUCGAUCCCGUCACUAUGGCCGAACGCAUCGACAAGCGACGUAAGGCAGCCGAGUACCACAAUGCGAUCAAACAACAGUUACACGAACGUGAAAUGCUACGAAAGUGGGAGGUGGAGCGCCACAAACAAGAGGAAAUGCAGGAGGAGGAACGUUUGCGACGACAAAAGCAGAUCGAACAAGAGCGUUUGGAUUGGGAACGACGACAGCAGAGAGAACGCGAGCAGAUGCAACAGAAGAAGCAACAGGCAUUGUUGGAUGCAAUCGCUAAAGCCGAAGAAGCGGCCAAGCAGGAUAAGCAAAGAAAGCGGAAACUGCGAGUGCCACCGUUGGAUGAGAGUGAGGAAGGAAAUCAAAAGGAGUUAGAAGCCACUGUGACUAUAGAAAAUACGCAAGUCGGAGAAGUAGAAGUGAAGUUGACGAAGACAAAAGGUAACUCAAGAAAUCGGCCGAAAAAGAGUGUCCCCGAUAAUGUAAGAGAAGACAGAGAAGAACUUGUAAAGCAGCUUGAAGUAGAUACGAAAACUGGAAAGUCGCAUGAAGUGCAGAUACUGCGCCUGCAGAGUGUUGACGAGCCCGAACAGCGAUCCAACACCCCACCGCCACAACAAAUAACUGAGACAGCAGACGUACGAAACUCGGUGGCAAAAAUAACCAAGGAGAAAUCAAAAGAAGAGAGUCAAGAAAUGGAGGACGUUGAGGAGAAAGUGCUCAUAGGCACGCCAAUAAACUUACGCCGAAAUAUCAAAAAGAAGACUGUGCAAGCCACCGACGUGAAGAAGGAGCCGAAAGAGGCCGGAAAACAUGAAAAUGUUGCUGUCAUUAUGCAACCAGCAACACUCAUACCACUGCCCGUUACGAGCGAUAUUUUCGGUCUUCAAAACGCUAUAGGCAAUUUGCAAAUCGCCACGUAUUGGAUGCAGCAGCAACUGAAACCAGAUACUGCAGCGUCAACGCUAGACUUCUCGAAAACUACAGGCGACGGCACGAACCGCACGAGUACCUCAAUCGCCACGGAAGAUGGCUAUCAGAUGGAAAGUGCUGUCGAAGACAUGGAGAAGACUGCUAUCGAGCUUGAGGCGGAUGCAACAAGGAAAGAGAAUGUCACACAGAGUAAAAACAUGAAAGUUGAGUGUGGGGAAGGAGCAGAACUAGCACUCAUACCACUAGCAACAGCACCGGUAGUGAGCAGUGAACAACGCUUGGCCGAGCAGCAGGCGCAUCAGGAUGUAGAGACGCAAACAGAGUUGCCACUCAACUGUGACCUCUGUUUGUUUCAUGAUAAUUUCUACAAAGUUUUACUUAAACGUGAAGUUUCCACCACAACAACAACGCAGACCUCAAAAACUAAAAACAAACCAGCCAAAGAGGUGGAUAAAGAUCAAGAGACUACAACUACAACCACCACAACCACAACAACAACCUUCAAGGCAAAAUCCAAAGACAAGGAUAAAGACAAGGAAAAGGAUAGAGAUAACAAAGACAAAGAGAAAGACAAAGAAAAAGACAAGGAGAAGGAAAAAGAACGUGAACGCAACAAGCGCAAUCAAAAAGAGAGCGCACUCACCAAUACCAAUCUCAGUGUGAGCAUGCACACCAACCAUAGUCACCAUGCCAACCACAAAGUGGACGAUCGUCCAAAAUGGGGUGUCAAUCGGCCCGUUGUGCAGUAUGUCAAGGCCAGCGAACGUGAUCCAUUCUAUUUACGCAACAAGAAGAAACACAACAGUACACAUCACGCGAAAGCACCACGUUCGCAAUCGGUGGAUGCGCGUCUCGAUAACGCCGUUGCUGAGGUGGAAGAUGGUGAUGGUGGUACGGAACGUGGCGCUGAUAGUGCGUGUGAAGAUGAAGAUGACACGCAGGUGGAGGAGGGUUUCCUACUGAAAGCACGUAAUGUCUGUACGGAAAUAUUGCCCAUAAAAACGGAUGAGAAAGGACGCAUCUUUCUGAAUUUUCGCGAAGCAAGCGCCAUUAUGAACGAGGAUGAAAUCAAAGAUAAGCUAAGGCAACGUUAUUUUAACUUUGGUCGUAUUUUGCCACGGCGUAGUUGGGCCUCGGCCAGUCAGCAGGGCUUACAGUUUCGUGCCAUGGCCGCCACAGCGAUUGCGGCCCAACCGACUGCACACCUAGCGGAUGAUUAG
Molecule: messenger RNA, 3828 nt
Organism: Ceratitis capitata (Mediterranean fruit fly)
Lineage: Eukaryota; Metazoa; Arthropoda; Insecta; Diptera; Tephritidae
Exons: 3
Coding region: 1-3828 (1275 amino acids)
Biological process (GO): cilium assembly
Cellular component (GO): cilium; microtubule
Molecular function (GO): microtubule binding
Source: RefSeq, a predicted model, not a curated record